Molecule: messenger RNA, 1579 nt
Organism: Lepisosteus oculatus (spotted gar)
Lineage: Eukaryota; Metazoa; Chordata; Actinopteri; Semionotiformes; Lepisosteidae
Gene: hemk2
Product: N-6 adenine-specific DNA methyltransferase 1
Biological process (GO): methylation
Cellular component (GO): eRF1 methyltransferase complex
Molecular function (GO): nucleic acid binding; protein methyltransferase activity; S-adenosylmethionine-dependent methyltransferase activity
Source: RefSeq, a predicted model, not a curated record
UAUUGUGGCAGACUAGUAGUAGUAGUGUUAUGCGGAGAUGUGGAGUAGAAUUUUUUGUAUAUCAAACGUUUUAAAUAUAAAUGAUAACUAAUUUACAUUAUGCAUUUGCAGGUUGAUGUAUGCUGUAGCUACAUAAGCCUCUGUUUAGAAUUAAUAUAAUACAGUACAGUUUACCUUUUUGAUGGUUUCGCAUGAAAGGAGUCUGUUAACAGGUAUAUCGUAUUUUACGGGAGCCGGACUCUACACCUUCAAGCAACAGGCGCAAAGCAGGAUAUACCCUGCCACACACACUGACACGCAAACACUAUACCAGGGCCAAUUUUCGUAGCAGCUAAUUAACAUACUAGUAUGUCUUUGGACUGUGGGAGGAAACCCUUGUGAACAUGGAGCGAACAUUUUAAACUCCACUGAGUACCUCAGCAGAUCAACCCAGGGCCUUGGCACUAAUCAUGGUGUCACGGAUUGAAGGUGCAGUUAUGUUGCCCACCCCCGUGUGCGCCCAUGUGGGGCGUGGGCCCUUCUCCGAUGUGUAUGACCCUGCAGAGGACUCCUUCCUGAUGAUGGACGCACUGGAGCGGGAUGCGGAGAUGCUGCGUCGGCUGAACCCGUCUGUAUGUCUGGAGGUGGGCAGUGGCUCUGGUGUACUUUCUGCGUUCCUGGCCUCCAUCGUGGGACCUAAAGCAGUGUAUUUCUGUACAGAUGUGAACCCUGCAGCAGUGCUGUGUACUAUGGAAACUGCUCGCUGUAAUGAUGUCUCCCUUCAGCCACUCAUCACAGACCUGGUGGAAGCUAUCCUGCCCAGGCUGCGGGAGAACGUGGAUGUCCUUCUCUUCAACCCUCCCUACGUUGUGACCCCCACAGAGGAGGUGGGCAGCCAUAGCAUCGAGGCUUCCUGGGCUGGGGGCAGGCGUGGCCGAGAGGUGAUGGACAGGCUGUUUCCACUGGUGCCACAGCUGCUGUCCAGCCAGGGCCUUUUUUACUUAGUUACUGUGCAGGACAACGACCCAGAGGAGAUACUGCAGUUGCUGGGGCAAUCUGGGCUACGGGGUGAGGUGUGUAUUUCACGUCAGGCAGGACGAGAGGCCCUGUCUAUCCUGCGCUUCUGCAAAUCCUGACCUGGCUCCACUGGAACAAGAGCUCCAGAAGUACACCAUCUCUCCCUGCUGGAGCAAGGGCAGUGCACUCACUGCUCAAAAGACUACAGCACCCAGUAUGCAGGGCUUCAUGCUGCUCUUCCCUGUCCUGUGGGCAUCGGGACUCCAAGAACCCACAGCAUUUUGGAUUAAGGAGAGAAUGUUACCUGAAACAGUGUGCGGUUUGGAGGCUGUGUUGCAAGGCCAGUGACUUUCAAAUGACUGUCAGAUGUUUAAAGAAGAAUAUGGUUCCUGGCUCUAUGAAGUCCCACGCUAUAGGUACAGGGGUUGUCAGGCAGUAUCACAAUCCAGAGACUGGGUUGCACGCCUCUGAAGACGGGGGCAGAUAACAGCUCAACACCUGCAGCAGCCCUGUCUACUCUUUUCCUAUAAUGUGUAGUUAUAUUAAUCAUGAAAUAAAGUUUUAUUUUUUUUGAUUAAUAGAA